This is a messenger RNA of Drosophila elegans, 529 nucleotides long. RefSeq lists its product as uncharacterized. The record is from RefSeq and is a predicted model, not a curated record. The coding region runs from base 35 to 514 and encodes 159 amino acids. The transcript is spliced from 2 exons. NCBI's taxonomy places the organism in Eukaryota, Metazoa, Arthropoda, Insecta, Diptera, Drosophilidae.
CUAGUUUUGGCAAAUUUAAAAAUCACUUUUUAAUAUGUUCAAAAUUAUUUGGCUUAUAGCCGCACUUAGCAGCACUGCACACAGUUUUUAUGACCAAAUGAUAUGUUCGAAUUGUUCAAAAGUUAAUGCGGAAUGCAAAAUAUUGACAACCGGUUGGAGUUGCGAAUUCGAAACUGAUGCCAAGAAGUUGGAUCCUAAUUUAAAUUCGUCCCAAAUACCGUCUUAUCUAAGGGAAUGCCUGCUUCCGGGCAUGGGUUUUAAAAUAAAGAAGUCAAUUAUUGGUUAUUGCUGUUUUUGGUCCCCAGAAAUGGGAUGUCAAAAACUGAAGAAGUUAGGAUUAAGAAAUAGACCUUGUCACAAGUGCACUAGGGAAAUUUAUUCGUCAGUUAUGGAAAAUAAGACGUGUCCUUGUGGCAGUUGGUUUAUUGGCAUAGAAAGCAGCGCAUUAAGACCCAUAAGUCGGACUUCAAUAUUAAAAUUAAUGGCAUUAUGUACUUUUUUUUAUACAAUCUGAUACAAUAAAUUUAUA